CGCGUGACUCUUAAAAUCCAAGAUGGCGUCAAAAUCGCUGUUUGUCGAUUUCAAUUUUGUUUGCGUCUGAAACACGUAAAAUAACAAUAUUUUCUCUAAAUAUUUAGUAUAUGCAGUGAUGCCUUAUUGCUCCACUAUAACUUGAGUAUACAACAAUGUCCGAUUCAGACACAGAGUUUGAGAAAGCUCUGACAGAGCUGAAAACUUUGCAGUCAAUGAUUGACUAUAUUGAACAGCAUCUCAAAGGACUUCGAACACAGUGUGCUCCAAAUGACGAAUUCACGCAAAAAGAAAUACGUUUGACAGAGGGGAAACUGGUGUUAUAUGUCAGCAAACAGAUUAUCAUCAAGAGCAAGAUAACCUCUGAUGCCUUACAUGAUGAACUAGUUGACUACCCUAAUACACAACAAUGGCUCUCAUGUGUUGGUCUGCCAGAAAAUACUAUCAAGGGUUUGAUGAAAGAAGAGGAAAAUCUGAGUCUGUAUUCAUUAUUAGAACUAUCAGAGACUGACAUAAAAACCAAACUUCUGAAGCAUAAUGCCAGUGCAGAGGAUGCUAGACGGUUAAACCUGUCUCUACGUAACCUUAAUAUAGCCACACAGCGUGAGUCGUCGGGUAGUAACAGUACCUCGGGUGACAGUGAUGUCGAUCUGCACUGGACGAACCCAGAGUCCACAUCGUCCUAUGAUUACCUAGCACGUAGAAGUCCACGACCUUCGACAUCAUCGCUGUCAUCGUCAGAUAAUUCUACGACAAUGAGUGCACCUGCUCAGACACACAGUACUCCUCCGUCACCAGUGCCUCAUGCACAUAAUGCACACAAUGAGAGACUACGAUCAGUAGGGUAUACUCCCCCACCGACACCGCCUUCAGUACGCACACCAAAGACGAGGUAUCCAAUUACCCCACCACCUCAUAAGAAGAUGCUGUUAUUCCCGGAGUAUCCUACAAUCAGCAGGAGUAAGUCACAGGAGUCACAGUUAGCACAUAAAGUACAGGAUAUAGACCCUGUCAGGUCCGGUAAGAAGAAACACAUUAAGGAGCUAAAUUUAGGCAGUAAUACUUACGUGAAUAUAGGUGGCAGUCAUGACAUACUGGCGAUUAGACGACCGUCUAACGAGCAUGAAACUGGUAGAAGUAGUCGUGGACCGGCCUCACCGGUAGUCAACUCACCAAUCCAUUCCCCACCUUAUGUACAAGGCCAGUUAGCAGAUGGAUCAUUAAUGGUGCCAAGUAUGAUUGGUCCUCAUGUGAUGAAACAUCAAAUUAACCACAAAUUAAUUACCAAGUUAUUGUUUGGUAGCACCUGUGAUGUAUGUGGUAAAACUAUAUUUAGAGGAAAACAAUGUAAAUAUUGCAAAAAACUACAAAAAGAGUUUAGAAAACUACAAAAAGACCUUUUAAGAUUUAAGUGUCAUAAAGAUUGUGUACAUAGAGAAGCUCCAAGCUGCGGUCUUUCAGAAGAAAUGGUCAACUUGGCCAAUAAAACAUACUUUGAAGGUGCCUCAAAUCCGAGAAGAACGCCCGAGUUACCACAUCACGGAAAGCAUGUGUUGCCAGCAUUUCCAGUGCCGGACUCGAGCUCCGCUUCGUCAUCCAACUCAUCAACACAUUCCUCACCGAUCCCACACGGCAUGUCGUCGGGAACGUACACCUCACCUUCACCAUAUCCCUCACCUCAUGUACACAAUAUACACUCAUUCCAAUUUCCAGAUACGUUAUUAUCCGAGAGUAAUACAGAUGUAACACAAACAGAGCCAGUCUUCUCUACGGACUGGGAUAAGGAUGUGUAAGUUUAUUAUCUUUACUUUAUCAAGUUUAGGACAUGUUAGAAUUGUGGACAAAGAUGUGUAUAUUUAUUUCACUUUCUUUGUUACUAAAUUUAGACAUCUUUUAAAUUUGGAAUUUUAAAUCAUUUCUUUUCAUUAUGAAGUUGAGAAAUAAAUGUUGUCCAGAAUUUAACAAAUGUUGGCUUUUCCAAACUUAUUCCCAGGUAUAAACAAACUCUUACCCUUAUAACUUCACAGAGCACUACCGUUGAACCUGUUUCACUAAUUUUUUGAAGCUUUAAUUGUAAAUGUUUGUUUGUUUACCUGGAUAAGCUUGGAAAAACCCAAACUAUUUUUGUAUACAUUGCUUGCAAUGUAUACAGAGUUAUAGCUGUAUUUCAGAUUUAGUACACCUAACCUGUUUUGCUGAACAACAUCCACCUUUGGAUGAAACCUCGAUAAAAGUAGAUCCUCAUUUUGCAGGAUUGUCACAUUAAGAUCACUUUUUAUUAAUAUACUGUUUGCAUAGUGGUCAAUAAGCUUUGAAAGUUCAAAACUAUGCACUUUCAGUUCAAAUAAACAUUUUCUAAACAUGAAAGCCAAAAAUAUGAAAAUUUCUAUUGUAUUCAUAAAAGCAUUGUGUAAACCUACGCUUCAAACUUCGUAUUCACGCAUGCGCGUGCAAGAAUGAAUGAAUUACGACAGACUCUGUAUAAAAAUAUGUCCAACAUCCAAAAUUAAUAUUAAAUCAAACAAGUAAACCUUAUUUACUUUUAAAUAUAGACUUGCAUACUUUUUCUAUUUCAAAAUGUUUUAGAAAACGAGCAUAUACAGAUAUAUAUGUUUUAUUUAGUGUUAUGUAACAUUGUAAGCGUCUGUAUGAAUGGAUUAAAGUUUACGUUCUGAAAACGUAUUGUCAUAUAAUUGCAAAUAAUAGAACCCUAUCAACGUGGUGGCAUCGGAAGAGUAUGCAAUUAUUUGUUUCACACCUGCAGUGUAAAGUAUUUCUGCCGCUUUAGUGAAAUAUAUCGUCCAAAAGCCAUUUUCGGGAAGGGGAAGAUUCGUACUCAAUAUUAUUCGAACUAAGGAUUUGUACUCAAUAUUAUUCGAAUUUAGCCUUCGUAAUCAGUAUUAUUCAAACUGACAAUCAUGGCAGAUAUGUUUAGACCCCCUGGACAUUUAGAUGUUGAAAAUGGUAACAUAUCACAUAACUUUAUCAAAUGGAAGCGCCAAUGGAAAUUUACUUUGCCAGUGUUGACUGUGGAAAUGCUGAGAAAGAUGAAAAGAUACAAGUAAAUAUCCUAUUACACUGUGCUGGACCCAAAGUUAUCAAUUUACACGGGCAAAUGCAGAACAUAAACUGAAAGUGAAAAAAUUAUUUGACAAAAUAGAAAGCUAUUGCAAUCCUAGAAAAAAAUGAAGUGCUAGAAUCACACAGAUUUUGGGUAACAAAUCCAGAUGAAUAUUCAUCAUUUGACAGUUUUCUUACAGAGUUUUGAAAGAAUGUUGAGUCCAGAAAUAUAUUUUGAAAUAUGUUAUUUACAAUCAAAUCACUCAGUCAGGCUGAGCCACCCUUAACAUUUUUAGUCCCUUACCGGUUUACCGGAGGGGACUUUAGGUUUACCCUCCGUCCGUCUGUCCGUCCGUCCGUCAGUCCGUCCGUCCACAAAACUGGAUCCCGCGAUAACGCAAAAAGUACUGAAAAUAUUUUAAUGAAACUUGAUAUAUGGAUAGAUGGCAGUAUGGAGAUUAUGCACGUUUUUUUCUUUUCUUCCUAUGUUGAAAAUUCUGGUUGCUAUGGCAACAAAUUGACUGAAAAUAUGACAAAUUUUACACAUAACCUGGAUCCCGCGAUAACGCAAAAAGUACUGAAAAUAUUUUUAUGAAACUUGAUAUAUGGAUAGAUGGCAGUAUGGAGAUUAUGCAAGUCUUUUUCUUUUCUUCCUAUGUUGAAAAUUCUGGUUGCUAUGGCAACAAAUAGACUGAAAAUAUGGCAAAUUUUACACAUAACCUGGAUCCAGUGAUAACACAAAAAGUACUGAAAAUAUGUUUAUGAAACUUGACAUAUGCAGUGAUUUUUUUACAAACUCAUCAGUGUGGGUCCUAGGACUCGCUGGGUUAUAAUUCUAUGAGUCUCAAAAUUUAGCAGAAAAAUCCAAGUUACAAGGCUUAAUAUUGCUUUAGUGAUAUGAAAGGUAUAUUAACAAUGGAAUGAAGAAAAAAUGAAUUUGAUUUCUACAUUAAUUACAAUGCUUCUGAUACUGAAACUAUUCAAAACUGUCAAAUAGUUUAAAUAAGUUUAUUUCCAUUAGUUUUAGAUUAAUCAAAAGUUAUUACCAAAUUCCUGUAAGACAGGACUCCCAACUCAGAAAAAGUAUGCAUCCAAAAGAUGCACAUUUUUUGAAACUUUGCAUCCACAGCAAAUUCAAUGAGUCCUGGACUCAGGAUGCAGAGGUAAAAAAAUCACU
This is a messenger RNA of Ruditapes philippinarum (Manila clam), 4237 nucleotides long. RefSeq names its product kinase suppressor of Ras 2-like. The record is from RefSeq and is a predicted model, not a curated record. The transcript is spliced from 12 exons. The coding region runs from base 156 to 1793 and encodes 545 amino acids. NCBI's taxonomy places the organism in Eukaryota, Metazoa, Mollusca, Bivalvia, Venerida, Veneridae.